GGGGCGAGGCUCAGCAUGAUGGCGGCCGAGCGUGAGGAGGAGGUUUCGGUUACCUCUGCCAGGAUGGUGGGAGCCUUCGGCGGAGUUGAGCUGGGGCGCUACUCCGUCCUAUGUCGGAGCAAGGAACUGGGGUCGCAGGGCCACUUCCUGGUGGGCUCUGGUGGGGACAACCCAGGUGCUGGCGGUCCGGCUUUGUGCUCGACCCUUGAGCUUCUGGAGCUCAGCUCAGGGCCUACUCCUCUGGCGUCUGGAAGCAGCGGUGCCGUGACGACUGGACAAGGACUGAAGGUAACCGGAGGGACAUUUCCUGAGCCUGGUACCGUCACUUUCUCUCUGCUGCCGCCACAGCCACCUUCCUUGGCGGGGGUGCUGAGGACUGUGGAGGAAAACGACUCACUGGAUGGGCCGGAGUACGAAGAGGAGGAGGUGGCUAUCCCGCUCAACGCUCCCCCAACGAACCAAUGGUAUCAUGGAAAACUCGACAGAGCAAUUGCUGAAGAACGUCUUUGGCAAGCAGGGAAAUCUGGAACUUACCUUAUUCGAGAGAGUGAUCGGAGACCAGGUUCAUUUGUGCUUUCAUUCCUCAGUAAAACAAAUGUCAAUCAUUUUAGGAUUAUUGCCAUGUGUGGGGACUAUUACAUUGGUGGACGUCGCUUUGCUUCGCUCUCAGACCUAAUUGGUUAUUACAGUCAUGUGUCUUGUUUGCUGAAGGGGGAAAAACUAUUCUUUCCAGUAGCACCUCCAGAGCCUGUGGAGGAUAGAAGGAGAGUUCGAGCAAUUCUACCAUACACCAAAGUGCCAGAAACUGAUGAAAUAAGUUUCCUUAAAGGAGACAUGUUUAUUGUCCAUAAUGAAUUGGAAGAUGGCUGGAUGUGGGUUACAAACCUACGGACAGAUGAACAAGGUCUUAUUGUAGAAGACCUGGUAGAAGAAGUUGGAAGAGAAGAAGAUCCCCAUGAAGGCAAAAUAUGGUUCCAUGGGAAGAUCUCCAAACAAGAAGCUUACAAUUUGCUGAUGACAGCUGGUCAGGUGUGCAGUUUUCUUGUAAGACCUUCAGAUAAUACACCUGGUGAUUAUUCACUUUAUUUUCGGACCAGUGAGAAUAUUCAACGUUUUAAAAUAUGCCCAACUUCAAACAAUCAGUUUAUGAUGGGAGGUAGAUAUUAUAACAGUAUUGCUGAGAUCAUUGAACAUUAUAAGAAAGAACAGAUUGUUGAAGGUUAUUACCUUAAAGAUCCUAUUCCAAUGCAGCAUCAAGAACAAGUGCUUAAUAAUACAGUGGACGGAAAAGAAAUCUACAAUACAAUUCGUCACAAAACAAAGGAUGGUUUUUAUAAAAAUAUUGUCAAAAAAGGUUAUCUUCUAAAAAAAAGCAAAGGGAAGAGAUGGAAGAACUUGUAUUUUAUAUUGGAGGGAAAUGAUUCUCAGCUUAUUUAUUUUGAAAGUGAAAAACGAGCCACAAAACCUAAAGGACUAAUAGAUCUUAGUGUGUGUUCAGUCUAUGGAGUACAUGACAGUUUAUUUGGCAGGCCAAACUGUUUUCAGAUAGUAGUUCAGCACUUCAGUGAAGAGCAUUACAUCUUUUACUUUGCAGGAGAAACUCCAGAACAAACACAGGAUUGGAUGAAAGCUCUGCAGAUGUUUUGCAGUUUAAGAAAAAACUGUCCAGGGACAUCAAAUAAACGUCUACGUCAGGUCAACAGUCUUAUUUUGCAUGUAGAAGAAGCUCAUACGCUCCCAGUAAAACAUUUUACUAAUCCGUAUUGUAACAUAUACCUGAACAGUGUCCAGGUUGCAAAAACACAUACCAGGGAAGGGCAGAACCCUGUAUGGUCAGAAGAAUUUGUCUUUGAUGAUCUUUCGUGUGAUAUUAAUAGAUUUGAGAUAAGUCUUAGUAACAAAACAAAGAAAAGUAAAGAUCCAGAUAUAUUGUUUAUGCGUUGCCAAUUAAGCCGAUUACAGAAAGGACAUGCAACAGAUGAGUGGUUUCAACUCAGUUCCUAUAUACCACUAAAGGGUAUUGAGCCUGGAUCUUUGCGUGUUCGAGCACGAUAUUCUAUGGAGAAGAUCAUGCCAGAAGAGGAGUAUAGUGAGUUUAAAGAGAUCAUACUUCAGAAAGAGCUUCAUGUAGUCUAUGCUUUAUCACAUGUUUGUGGACAGGAUAGAACACUCUUAGCUGGCAUUUUAUUGAAGAUUUUUCUUCAUGAAAAGCUCGAGUCUCUAUUGUUACGGUCACUAAAUGACAAGGAAAUAAGUAUGGAAGCUGAAGCUACUACUUUGUUUCGUGCCACCACUUUAGCAAGUACACUUAUGGAGCAGUACAUGAAAGCAACAGCAACGCAUUUUGUUCACCAUGCACUGAAAGACUGUAUAUUAAAGAUAAUGGAGAGCAAGCAGUCCUGUGAGUUAAAUCCCUCAAAAUUAGAAAAAAAUGAAGAUGUAAACACUAAUUUGGCACAUCUACUCAGUAUACUUUCAGAAUUGGUGGAGAAAAUAUUCAUGGCUGCAGAGAUACUGCCACCGACGUUGAGAUAUAUUUACGGAUGUUUGCAGAAGUCUGUUCAAAACAAGUGGCCAACUAAUACCACAAUGAGAACAAGAGUUGUUAGUGGCUUUGUUUUUCUUCGACUGAUUUGUCCUGCUAUACUGAAUCCAAGGAUGUUUAAUAUCAUCUCAGAUUCCCCUUCCCCUACUGCUGCAAGAACGCUGACGCUGGUUGCCAAGUCUGUGCAGAAUUUAGCAAAUCUGGUUGAAUUUGGAGCUAAGGAGCCAUAUAUGGAAGGGGUAAAUCCAUUCAUCAAGAGUAACAAACAUCGCAUGAUCAUGUUCUUAGAUGAACUUGGGAAUGUUCCUGAGCUUCCAGACACUACGGAGCAUUCUAGAACUGACUUAUCUCGUUAUCUGGCAGCCUUGCAUGAGAUGUGUGUUGCACAUUCAGAUGAACUUCGGACACUCAGUAACGAGCGAGGUGUAAUGCAGCAUGUUCUUAAGAAGCUGUUGGCUAUUACAGAACUGCUUCAACAAAAACAAAAUCAGUAUUCGGUGUCUAAUAACAUCAUGUAGCAACCUGAAUUCUGCAUGGAUCCAGCAUGUCUAGCACGGCAGCUCACACCAGUAUCGCCUUGGUUUUUUUGGCUCUUGCCAAAAAUAGAACACCCUGUCAAAUUCCCAGUGAUGUGUGAACUAUACAACCGGAAAGCAAAGGUUAUUUUAGUGAAUCACUGUAACUAGCAGCUUUUUAAGCUAUCUGUGCAGAACAGUUGCACUUUUCCUCUUGGAACCAGCUCUUAAGUACAAUGAAUCUUGAUGUACAGUUUACCUUCUGCAAAGAAAAUGCUGUGACUGUCUUGAAAUUAGAAAAUUACUUUCAGCAUGUCCAAUUGUCAAAGCUUUUCCGUCUUGUUGGAAAAGAAUACACAACUGAAAACAAUGUAUAAUUGGAUUACAUUUCUUAUUGUAAUUUCUGCCUGGUUACAAUUAUGAUGACUUUGACCGUUUCAACCACUUGACAUUCUAUUUACAGUUUGUAGAAUUUGAUGGUCAUGAUAAAAACAAUCUUUGCUGUACACUUUUUAUACUAUGCUGUUUCUCUUGCUGGAAUGUUGCUGAAAGAGAAUUUAAAGAAUGGGUCUUUAAUGUGUAACUGAAUUGGUCUAAAUAAUUCUUCCUACAGUAACUAUAUCCAUCCAUAUAAAUCACAGUGCUUUUAUAAGAUGUCUAUGACAGUAAAUAAUUUUAAUUCAGUGAAUUUAUGAUUGUAUCAGACUUGCAUGCAUCUAUUAAACCAUUUUAUAAAAUA
Gallus gallus (chicken) is the source of this 3799-nucleotide messenger RNA. RefSeq names its product ras GTPase-activating protein 1-like. The coding region runs from base 16 to 3063 and encodes 1015 amino acids. Gene Ontology annotation, molecular function: protein binding. The transcript has 25 exons. NCBI's taxonomy places the organism in Eukaryota, Metazoa, Chordata, Aves, Galliformes, Phasianidae. The record is from RefSeq and is a predicted model, not a curated record. Gene Ontology annotation, biological process: regulation of GTPase activity.